GCCAACCGGACUGGAGGAUCACAAGACUGGAGCUGAAACAAGAAAUGUGUUGUUCGAUAGUGCUUAUGGACUGCGCCUUAAAAAAAGAGAGAGAGACCGAGAGAGCUUGAAGACGUUCAUGCAGAUAAAAGCAAACGGCGUGCACUUUUCUAAUCCCUGCUAGCUCUUUCUGUUGCAGAGAAGCUAUUCGGUUUCUAACUGGAUCCUCGUUAUUUUUGUGAAAGUCUACCUCUUGAGUAAUACUGGAGUGAGGUCAGCAUAGCAUGACUCAACCUUGGAUGUGCAUGCAGUCAUUUCUGGGCUAUUGCUUUUCCAGCUUGGCGCAUGGACAUACAGGAGUUUCUCUCUCUCUGAGAUCCCUGAAGAAAGCGGUUGUCAUCCAUGAACACACAACAGAAAUCAAGUUCCUGGAGUUUCAAAUUGCCUUGAUUCACUAGGAAUAGAAGAAGACUUGGUACUAAGGAAAGCAAUAGACAUGUUUGAGGGUCUGUCAGUUGACACUGUGCUUUCUGCUAAUGGGAUGCUGCAGUUUUGCAUUUUAAAGCUGACUUCCGUUCCAACUAUGCUUAGCAGAUUUGGAUGACCACAGACUCUUCAAAGCCUCUAACUACAUUUGUGAGCAAAGAGGGACAUAGACAAUUAAUCACACUGGAGAGAGCUUGGUGUGGUUUGGAGGUUUGAACUCUUCUUUACCCCUCCACGAGCUCACUCCAGCCCUCUCUUACCACCAAUAUUCAUGAUAGUCAUGAGUUUGCCAGCUCAACAGAAAGCCAACACAAAGAGGACAGGCAAACGCAUCACUUUCUUUAACGACCAGGGCGUUGCAAUGAAAGAAGCUUCUCAGCGCACAGAGGGCUCCUACUAUGGCAUGGGGGCCCCUCCCUCGGAGUCAGACCACAAUGAAUCUGCGAGUGUGGAAAGCUCCACUGCUGAUGCACCACAUAUGUUUCUCAAUUCUGUAAUUUUCAGCCCAGAGAAGGGCAGCCAGAACCGGGGCCAUUACCAACAGACUAUGGCGAUGAAGUGGCCACACCAGGAGCUAUCCCAGCAACCUCAGCAGAGACCUGCAGCCUGGUCUCAGGGUGUCACAACAACCUGGGCUCAGAACUAUGCUCCAUACCUGGGAGCACAGACUGGAUUUGUGAAGCAGGUACCUGACGGCAUUGGAAUACCACAGCAGCAGCCAGCUGCCAUUAGGAUGGCCGAAAAGCAACAACAGACACCUAACACAGGCAGUGAAGCCUUUAGGGAUGCUUCUAAAGCCAGCAGUGGUCUGGACUGGGAGCAGCAGCAACAAGCCUAUCAGCAGGGUCACAAUCCUGCACUUUUCAAUCCCCAGCAGAAUGUGACAUCCACCACUGGGAGCACAUCAGUGCUUCAGCCCUUUCGGUUAGCUUUUGGGCAGCCCAGGCAAAACUUGGCAGCAGGCUAUUAUCAGGUAUUCCAUGGUAACAGAGCCUUGCAAAAUGCGAAUUUUGUAAACAGCACCCAAACAAAUUCCCAGAAUCGAAUUCAGCAGCAACUCCAGCAGCAGCAGCAGCACCAACAACUGCAGCAGCAGCAGCAAAUCCAGAGACUGAUGCUUCAUAAACAGCAAAUUCAGCAGCAAACACAACAGCUAGUACAUCACCAACAAAUACUGCAACAUCAACAACAGUCGCAACAAUUGGCGCAAUCGCAACAGACACAGCCACAACAAGAAGUACAGCAUUUAAACCAGAUCCAGCAGCAGUCGAUACAAAUGCCACAACAUAUACAAAUGCAACAGCAAGCACAGCCACUACAACAGCAAUUGCAAAAAUCUCAGCAGCAGACAGCGCAACAGCCCCAAUCAUUAAACCAGCAAAAUGUCGAACAGAUACAAAAGCUGCAGCAGAAUCAGCAAGUAGUGGAAUAUUCGUCCGCUGGAAAACAACCACAAUCGCUUCCCCAACUCGAGCAAUCAACAGGGCAAUCCCAGGACACACCUGAAUCAACACAGCCCCAGGAAAAUGCUCCGCAGUGCCCUCCAGUCCUUCCUCAGGCAUCCGCUGAGACACAGCAACCUGGACCGCGGAGGUCUCGACGCCUCUCCAAAGAGGGCGGAGGACAGGCAACAGAGAAUCCUGUCCUUAUGCCUGCUGAGCAACAGACUCAGGGCUCUCAUAAUGGAGCCACUGAUGCAAGCGAAGCUGGAGCCAAGCAGGCCAUCCGAGCUGCUCCUACAGGGGUCAUCCAGAGCACGCGGCGAAAGAGGAGGGUGUCCCAAGAAGCCAACCUGGAGACGUUGGCUCAGAAGGCCUCCGAGAUGGAGUCCUUACCUUCACACACAGUCAAGGAGUCUCACAGGUCCUGGAGCCCCCCGGCGUCAGGGCCCGGUCGAGGGGUUGGAGAGAUGGAGGGUUUGAGUGCCAAACGUGUGAGAGAUGAGGGCCUGGUGCCUCUGGUGAUCCCAGUGUCGGUUCCUGUACGGCGCGCAGACCCCACUUCUUUGGACCCGGAGCAAACCUCUCUCUCAGCCAGCUGGCCCCUUCGGCUCAGUGACUUAAACCGGACUGACCACAAACCCUCCGUCAUUGUCACGCGCCGUCGCUCGCUGCGCAACUCUGUGUCUGAGAGCUCGAGCCAGAACGGCGGGCCUGAGCUCGGUGGUGACGCAGAUGGCAAAUCGUCCAAGGCGAAACGGCGUCCUCGGCCGGAGCCACUCUUCAUCCCUCCGCCCAAAGUGAGCACUUUGAUCGCGCCACCCGUUUACUCUAGCAUCACGCCCUACCAGAGCCACCUUCGCUCACCAGUAAGGCUGGUUGAUAACCCGCUCACACUGCCUCCUUACACCCCUCCACCCAUCCUCAGUCCUGUAAGAGAAGGCUCGGGCCUUUACUUCUCGACCAUCCUCUCUGCUGCUGCGGCUGUCGCAGGAACACAAGGCCUACCGCCGCCCGCUACGCCCAAAUCAGCCACCCGUAGCCUCCUCCGCUCUAACAGCACUGAGAUCACUCCUCCAGUGUUGUCUGCUAUGAGCGAGGCUACUCCUGUCAGCGUUGAGCCGCGGAUAAACAUUGGGCAGAGGUACCAGGCGGAGGUGCCGGAGCUGAAGGAGCGCUCAGCUGCGCAGCUCGACCCACACAAGGCUGAGAUGGUGUGGGCGCCACUGCCUGAGCUGGAGUCCAAAGGCCAGCAGCAGGAGAGAGUGAAUGACCUAAUGCACCUGGCCUGCUCCAGUGCACUGUGUGGAGGAGGGACCAAUCAGGAGCUGGCCUUGCACUGUCUCCACGAGUGCAAGGGUGAUAUCAUGGGAGCCCUUGCCCUCCUUCUGUUGAAAAACCCCAUCUUUCCCAAAUUUCAUCCUCUGGCAGAUUACCACUACUCCGGGUCUGACAGCUGGACACCUGAGGAGAGACGCUGCUUCAACAAGGGCAUCUCUACCUACAAGAAGGACUUCUUCAUGGUGCAGAAAAUGGUAAACUCCAAGACAGUGGCUCAGUGUGUGGAGUUCUACUACACCUACAAGAAGCAGGUGAAGAUCGGCAGGAAUGGCACGCUCCUCUACGGCGAAGCAGAGCCUCCUGAAACACGGCCCCCGGAGGAGGAGGUGGACUAUAAAGGUUCACAGAGAUUUGAUUUGCGAAAGGAAGAGGAAGAGGACAGGAAGUGGGAGGUAUCAGGGGACAGGAAGCGAGAGAGCAGCCCUGACAGGGUGACUCAAUCUCUACAGGCCAAUGAAAGUACUGGGGUAGUACUGGUCCUAAGGAAUCAGCAGGAUGGAAGACGGGACCAUCCAACAGUUACGGUGAGCCACGCCCCCACGGUGCCUCCUAAACCCCGGCCAGAGAGCACAGUGCGGAAGAGCGGGGUUGGGACAAAGGGCUCUGCAGGACAAGAGGGAGAAUUUCCAUGCAAAAAAUGUGGAAGGAUAUUCUAUAAGGUGAAAAGCCGGAGCGCUCACAUGAAGAGCCACGCCGAGCAAGAGAAGAAAGCGGCGGCUCUCCGGCAACGCGAGGCCGAGGAGCGCGCGGCGGCCGCUGCGGCAGCCUUAAUAGCCGCUCAACAGAAUGGAUCUCGAGGGGAGCAAGCGGCGACACGGCGAGCCAGCAGCGAGGACUCCUCAGACGAGGAAGACUCCACAGACGAUGAAGACUGGCACUAGCUAAUACUUGGGUCUCUUUUUCUGCUUGCUGGAGCUGGGACUCGUUUUCCAACACGACCAGAUGCGCUGGUCUGGCUGAGGAGGAAUAAUGGGGAGAUAGAACAUGAAUGUCUUCAGGGACUAACUUACUCCAUUAAUGUGUGUGUGUGUGUGUGUGUGUGUGUGUGUGUGUAUGGGCAUGUGCCAGAGUGUGAGUGUCAAAGAGAAGCAUUCAGGGUUUCUCGGUCAGACAUAGGGCUAUAGGGAGUACAAGCCAACGGUGUGUGUCUGUGUGUGUCUGUGUGUGUCUGUGUGUGUCUGUGUGUGUCUGUGUGUGUCUGUGUGUGUCUGUGUGUGUCUGUGCCAGAGAGUUAGUGUCAAAGAGAAGCAUUCAGGGUUUCUCGUUCAGACAUAGGGCUAUAGGGAGUACAAGCCAAGGUGUGUGUGUGUGUGUGUGUGUGUGUGUGUGUGUGUGUGUGUGUGUGUGUGUGUGUGGAGCGAGGGGCAGUACAAAACACUGUCUCAAAACACAUUCAGACCCCUUACACACACUGCUCCACCUGCUUCCCCUACCCACCUACCCAGCACAGACUCGCUUCACCUCUCUAUUAUCCGCUGUGACUCAGUGCUCCGGACUCUGCAGGACAUCCAAACUGGCAAAGACAGGAGGACGGACUAAUGUCUCUCUUCAUACCUGCAUUUUUGUCCUCUUUUGAUUUUUCUAAAUGAAAUCUGUGUUUGAGACUCUCUCUUACGGUUGACUGCCAAAAGCUUGCACAGCUGUACUUGUGCACUAGUUUGUUUUUGUCCCUCCCCCUCCCCCAGUGUCGUGAUGUUGGGCUUUGGUGUUUUCGUUAUGUUUACUUCUGGCCACAUCGCUGAUGCCUUGGAUGUUUGACACUUUUAAUCGUGACAUGACAAUCAAUUUUACAAAGGUUCUUUUUUUUUUUUUUUUUUUUAUAUAUAUAUAUCCAACAAAGUAUCAUUGUUUUUGAUAUAGUCAUUAUUAUUAUUAUUGUUAUAAUUAUCAUUAUUAGUGUUGUCAUUGUACUGUUAUAUUGUUUUUGGGAAAGGUAACUUUUUAUCAUUUAGCUGUUAGUUUAUUUAAGACUUUUGCUACCUGUGUUUGCGGUGUGUUAAGCUUCUGUAAGGUAUCAGGCAGGAAAAGACAAGAAACAGAAACCGAGGGUGAAAGUGCAAUAGAACAAUUUGAUAUCUUGAUGCAAAUGUGCUGCCCCUCCUCCUCGUCCUCCAUUCCCUGUCCAACUCCAACACGAUCUGAACUUGAACUGAACCCUAAUGCAGCCUCGGAUGAACAAGAUCAUUUGAAGAUAUUUAUUUAAUGUUAUAUUUUAGGGGGGAAUAGAACAAAUGUGCUUGAGUGGCUAAAGAAUGAAGCGUAAAGUGUUUCAGUUUCUAGCGCUGUGUCGUCACACUCGGACUCUGCUGGCCCAGCACUUGGCGGUAUCACCAUGGCAACAGAGGCUGCUGAACCCCCCCCAUCCUGUAAGAACAGCCACACUGUGGAGAUCUCAGCCAAGAGUAACGACUCCAAUUACUGCUCAUCACACUUCAGUCUGCUAUGCACUCUGUGUGUGUGUGUGUGUGUGUGUGUGUGUGUGUGUGUGUGUGUGGAAGUGUGUGUGUGUGUGUGUGUGUAAGUGUGUUUUUGUGCACACAUAUGUGUAUGUAUGUGUGGCUGUGUAUGGGUGUUAACACCAAUAAUAAAAACUGUUUCAGACUCAGAGCCAAGUGAGAAGGAGAAGCUUCCAGAUCUAUUUAGAUUUAUUAUUAUUUUUGAAUUCUGUAUUGGUUGCGAACUUGUGAAGAACUUGACCUGCUCUUUCAUACGGGCAGGCCAGGGACCUUGUGGUAAGAUGGGUGAGCCAAGGUUUUUUUGUUUUUGUUUUGUUUUUUAAUUAAUAUAAAAAAAGAAAUAAAUACAGGAUUUGCUGCCACGGA
Messenger RNA from Ictalurus punctatus (channel catfish), 6067 nucleotides. It is a transcript of the gene mideasb, whose product is annotated as mitotic deacetylase associated SANT domain protein b. Gene Ontology annotation, cellular component: histone deacetylase complex; transcription regulator complex. Gene Ontology annotation, molecular function: transcription corepressor activity. The coding region runs from base 737 to 4126 and encodes 1129 amino acids. Gene Ontology annotation, biological process: regulation of transcription by RNA polymerase II; negative regulation of DNA-templated transcription. The transcript has 13 exons. Lineage: Eukaryota; Metazoa; Chordata; Actinopteri; Siluriformes; Ictaluridae. The record is from RefSeq and is a predicted model, not a curated record.